Messenger RNA from Populus nigra (black poplar), 564 nucleotides. RefSeq lists its product as uncharacterized. The record is from RefSeq and is a predicted model, not a curated record. Lineage: Eukaryota; Viridiplantae; Streptophyta; Magnoliopsida; Malpighiales; Salicaceae. The transcript has 4 exons. Bases 1 to 564 code for a protein of 187 amino acids.
AUGGAAGCUGCAAGACAUUCUCAUUCCUCCAUGUCUCUUGUUCCUAGAUUGGAUCAUUUGGAUUUCGUUAUGAAAUAUUUAGAAGGAAAACAACAUUUACCAAAAUGGCGAGGGAAGUGUUCGGUUGGAGGUGCUGGGAGGCAAUCCAUGCCGAUGGAUUUGGCAGUGAAGGAGGCUUACCUUAAAGGGUCACUGAUGGAUCGAGUGGCAUGUCUUGAACAUAGGCUUUUUCAGCUUUGCUUAGAGUUGGAUUCCAGCAGCACAUCAGCCACUUCAUCACGGGCAUCUGGGUAUGCAUCUUCUGGGCAAGGAUUGCCAACUUUCACGCUGGCAACUUCCAAUAAUCCAAAUCAAGGACACAAAGAGGAGCCCCUAGACCAUGCUAACAGGGUUGAACUUCAGGCUCGGGAGAAGUCUCAGAUACAAGAACAAGAGAGGAAGCAUUCGAAACCUACGAAGCAAGAACUUGGGAAGAAUAGGCCUAACAGAGAUGAUAAGAAAUGCAAAAGUGGGAAGAAGAAAGUGCCUCCCAAAUGGCCUCGCUUGAAACUCUUAGGGUGUUAA